AUGUAUCGUCUCUGCCUCGUCUACAUCCUGGUCAGUGUCCUGGCCUCUCACCCACUGGUCACCCAGGCCAGGAGGAUGAUGUUUGGCCAAUGUCCGGUGACCGCGAAUUUGGACCAGAUCCAUCACGCCUUCCUGGAGAUCAAGCAGGCCAUCCAAGCGGAAGAUGCAAGCGAUGAUGUCCGGCUUCUCACCAGAUCCCUCUUCCAAAGCAUUGAGACCCAGGAGAGUUGCUGCUUCCUGCGCCACAUGUUGAGGUUCUACGUGGAGACGGUCUUCAGACAUCACACCCCGUCCAGCCCGCUGAUGGAGAGGAGAACCAGCUGCCUGGCCAACUGCUUCCUCAGCAUCAAGAUCCUGCUCCGACAAUGUCUUUUCUUUGCCAUGCAGCACGAUGAGAUGAGGUGUCACUGUGCUGAGGAAACCAGGGAGAAGAUCAAACUCAUCCAAGACGCCUUCGAGAAGAUGGACUUAAACGCGGCGGCUGUUAAAGCGAUCGGUGAAAUCAAUAUUCUGAUCGAUUGGAUGCAGCAAGCCUAG
This is a messenger RNA of Amblyraja radiata (thorny skate), 537 nucleotides long. Its product is annotated as interleukin-20-like. Bases 1 to 537 code for a protein of 178 amino acids. The record is from RefSeq and is a predicted model, not a curated record. NCBI's taxonomy places the organism in Eukaryota, Metazoa, Chordata, Chondrichthyes, Rajiformes, Rajidae. The transcript is spliced from 5 exons.